Molecule: messenger RNA, 941 nt
Organism: Humulus lupulus (European hop)
Lineage: Eukaryota; Viridiplantae; Streptophyta; Magnoliopsida; Rosales; Cannabaceae
Exons: 2
Coding region: 6-677 (223 amino acids)
Molecular function (GO): RNA binding
Source: RefSeq, a predicted model, not a curated record
UGCAUAUGAAAAAAUUUCUCAAAAUUUAUUGUUUUGUAAUGGGACCAUUUGCAAAAAAGCCCACUAAUGGAGCUGAACCCAAAGCAGAAGCCAGAAAAACAGAGAGCGGGAGAUCGACAAGAGAAAGAUUGAGAGUGAGAGAGGUUGGGAAGAGAUUACCAAUGGCGCAGCAAGCAGUGCAGAAGAACACAUUGUACGUGGGAGGACUGGCGGAGGAGGUCAACGAGUCCAUACUCCACGCCGCUUUCAUACCCUUUGGUGAUAUCAAAGACGUCAAGACCCCUCUCGACCAAGCCACCCAGAAACAUCGCUCUUUUGGCUUCGUCACCUUCCUCGAGCGAGAGGACGCCGCCGCCGCCAUGGACAAUAUGGAUGGCGCUGAACUCUAUGGCCGAGUCCUCACCGUUAAUUAUGCUCUCCCUGAGCGCAUCAAGGGUGGUGAACAGGGUUGGGCCGCUCAGCCUAUUUGGGCGGAUGCGGACACAUGGUUUGAGCGUCAACAACAAGAAGAGGAAAUGCUACGUAUUCAGGCAGAAAACCGGGCUGCGAUGGAGGAGGCAGAAGAGUUGCACAGAAAGAAAUUGGCUCAAGAGCGAGAAGGGGAAAAAGAAGAAACGGAGAUUAAGGAUGAUCCCAUGGCCAGGGCAGAGGCAGAGGUUUUGAAACAGAAUAACUAAACUAACAGCCGUCGGUUUAAUAUGAUUACACACUGGAAGUUUUCUCCCAUUCCUUCUUAUAAUCUGUAAACUAUUCCUUUGAAAACGAAUGCUCUUAAUAAUAGAUUACAUUGCAGCUUAACAUGAAACUGAUUGGAAAGUUAUGUUGAAGUUGAGCAAUAUCUAUCUCUUGAACUUUUAUUUGUAAAUUUUGCUCACAGAAAAUUACUCAUUUCUGGUGAGGUCAUUUAGUAUGCUAUAGCCAGCCUUCUGGGAAUUCAAUCA